AUGCCCGGAUUCGAAGGAAGGCCAGAUGGCGCUGAUGCGCCCAAGGACUGGCAUGAAGAAACCAACCAGCUCCCGUCCUUUUACUCUCCGAAAACGAAGCCCCUCGACGGCCCCUCCGACAAUGCCUCGGCCGCCGUCGCGAACUCGGAGCCCCAGCAAUUGGACCUAUCCAACCCCGCCGUCGCCUCCGUGAGAGCCGAAGACGACGACGCCGCCUCGACCACCUCAGGCGCCCAGAUCCCGCCGCCCUCCCUGCUGUCUCCCGCCUUCACGCCGCCCGCGACACCCGGCACCUCGACUCCCCUCACCGGCGAGGCCCCGCGUGGCGUCCCCGUCGACAGCUCCGUGCCCACCGGCGGCUGCGGCACCAAGCGGCCGCGCCUCCUCGAAACCCUGCCCGAGGUCCAGUGCAUUGUGCGGGCGCGCAUCCCCACCGUCAACGGCACCGAGAUGUUCCUGCACCUGUACCAGAACAACGUCGACAAGAAGGAGCACCUGGCCAUCGUCUUCGGCCCGCACAUCCGGAGCAGUUCGCUCGACGCGCCGCGCCCGGGCGAGACCGAGAUGGACCGCAUGAUCCGCGGCGCCUACACUGGCCGUCUGUUUCCGGGACGUUCGACGAGCGGAAUGUCCGGCGGUGUCGCAACCCCCGUGGCCGAGGAGCCGCCCGCGCAUCGCGGCCCGCCGCUCGUGCGCAUCCACUCUGAGUGCUACACAGGCGAGACGGCCUGGUCGGCGCGGUGCGACUGCGGCGAGCAGCUCGACGAGGCGGCCCGGCUUAUGAGCCUGCCCGGAAACACUAGCGGCGGCAUCAUUAUCUACCUGCGCCAGGAGGGCCGCGGCAUUGGCCUCGGCGAGAAGCUCAAGGCGUACAACCUGCAGGAUCUCGGCUCCGACACAGUCGAGGCCAACCUGCUGCUGCGCCACCCAGCCGACGCGCGCAGCUACGGCCUCGCGACGUCGAUGCUACUAGACCUCGGCCAGCACGAGGUGCGCCUGCUCACCAACAACCCGGACAAGAUCCGGGCGGUGGAGGGGCCGAACCGCGAGGUCCGCGUGACCGAGCGUGUGGCCAUGGUGCCGCUUUCCUGGAAGGGCAGGGGCGGGUUCCGGAGCAACGAGGUGGAGGGAUACCUCAAGACAAAGAUUGAAAAGAUGGGACACAUGCUCGACAUGGGCGGCAUGCCGUCGUGA
Colletotrichum destructivum is the source of this 1194-nucleotide messenger RNA. Its product is annotated as Putative GTP cyclohydrolase II, RibA, GTP cyclohydrolase II superfamily. The transcript has 2 exons. Gene Ontology annotation, biological process: riboflavin biosynthetic process. The coding region runs from base 1 to 1194 and encodes 397 amino acids. NCBI's taxonomy places the organism in Eukaryota, Fungi, Ascomycota, Sordariomycetes, Glomerellales, Glomerellaceae. The record is from RefSeq and is a predicted model, not a curated record. Gene Ontology annotation, molecular function: GTP cyclohydrolase II activity.